This is a messenger RNA of Kockovaella imperatae, 1326 nucleotides long. RefSeq names its product coiled-coil domain-containing protein 55-domain containing protein. Gene Ontology annotation, biological process: regulation of alternative mRNA splicing, via spliceosome. The coding region runs from base 1 to 1326 and encodes 441 amino acids. Lineage: Eukaryota; Fungi; Basidiomycota; Tremellomycetes; Tremellales; Cuniculitremaceae. The transcript is spliced from 3 exons. The record is from RefSeq and is a predicted model, not a curated record.
AUGACUGACCCGGGGACGAAGAUAUCCUUCGCUUUUGGCGGAGCAGGUAAUCAUCAUGGAGCUUCUAGCAGCUCUGGAUCAGCCGCAGCGCCCAUGUCGAACAUGGCAAAGCUGCUAGCACAAGCUCAAGCCAAAAGUACUCCCGCCGGCAAUCUGUUCGGAGACGAUGAUGACGAAGAUAGUGGACGACAAUCAGGACCUAGCCUAGCUGGUCCUUCGAAGCCUCAGGCAACGAGACCAGGAGAAAAGAAACCCAUCUCUCGAGCUGAAAGACGCGCACAGGAGGAAGCGCUGCGAGUUGAUGCGACAGUCUUCGACUAUGAUGGCGUAUAUGAUGGGAUGAAAGCUGCUGAACGAGAAAUUGAAAGGGCAAAGAAGGAAGAGACGGCCGAGCGGAAACCUAAAUACACUGAGAGUUUUCUGGCUGCGGCUCAGACUCGGAAGCUGGAUCGACUGAGAGCGGAGGAGAAAAUGUUACAGUUGGAGCGGGAGAAAGAGGGCGGACAAUUCGAUGAUAAGGACAAGUUUGUUACCGAGGCGUAUAAGAAACAGAUGGAGGAGGUCAGAAAGGCCGAAGAGGAGGAAAGGAUACGAGAGGAGGAAAUCAGAAAGAGCAAGAAAGGGACUGGACUCAGUGCAUUCUAUCAGACAAUGCUGGAUGAUGAUUCGAAGAGGCACGCUGCCGCUGUGGCUGCGGCGCACGGGUCGACGGACUCUGGACCAAACCUGUCUAUUCGACCCCCAACUCAACCGGACUACGAACCUGAAGUCGAGUAUGAUCCUUUUCUCGCUCAAGAGGCGAGAGCGAGACAGACCGGGACGGAGGCGUCGGGCUCCUCUUCGCAGAGGAACGCAGGGACGACCUCUACAUCUGAGGACACUGGUAAAGAAGUUGUGAUCAAUGACGAUGGCGAGGUGGUCGACAAACGAUCACUCUUGAAAGCCGGUCUCAACAUCAUGAAGAAGCCUUCCGCCAACCUUCCAGACUCUCUUCUCACAUCUCAACGCUCGGGACAGACGAUGGACGGUCCAUACAAAUCACGGGCAGUGGGAACCGCAGCUUCGUAUCAAGAGCGCAUGGAACGAGAGAGAAAACGAUUGGCAGAGGAAUUGAAGCGGGAUGCAGAGAGGAAGAAGGAAGCUGAAGAAGAAGCUCAACGGGCAGAAGAAGAAGCUGCGAGGAAGAGAAGAGAGGGUAACGAUGGGGAAGCAAUGAAGAAGAGAGAAGAAGCGAGAUUAAGAUUCUUGGAACGAAAGAGGGCAAGAGAGCAGGAGCAGGAAGAAAAGAGCAAAAAGGCAAAAAAGGAUGAGGAAGAUGACAGUUGA